GAAACGCAAGCGGAAUCCGAGCACCACCGUCACAAGUUCUAUAAAGAGCGUCUGUCAAAAUGCCGCGUUCGCAUUUCACUCGGAGGCAUUGUCUAGCGAUGACGGGCGGUUUAAUUGCAACGGGGCUGCUGCUGAUCUGGUGUCUGGCACACUCUACGAUCGUAUCGGGAAAGCUGUACGAUCCCGCCGCUGAUAAAUCUACGCUCGAGCUGCUUCAUGUGGUAUUCCGACAUGGACCACGAACGCCGGCGGAUACGUAUCCAAGGGAUCCGUAUGUAAAUGAGACCUACUAUCCCUAUGGCUGGGGACAAGUAACAAAUAAUGGCAAACGCGAGCUGUUCAACAUUGGUACUUGGCUGCGUAAGCGUUAUGGCAAAUUUCUGGCGCCCCACUACAGUCCCGAUCUGGUGCACGCACAGGCGACGGGAGUGCCGCGCACCCACAUGACCAUGCAGACGGUUUUGGCCAGCUUCCUGCCCCCGAAGGGCACUGACAUGGAGUGGAAUAGCAAGUUUAAUUGGCAGCCCAUACCUGUCUUCUCGCAGGAGCUCAAUGAGGACACGCUGCUGCUCGUUCGAACGCCCUGUCCGCGCUAUUUCGAGGCGCUGCAUGAGGUCUAUGACCUGCCUGAGGUCAAGCAGGAAGUGGCACCCUAUCUGGAUAUGUACAAGGAGCUGGAGACGCAUACAGGUCUCAGUUUCAAGGAGCCUGAGGACGUUCAAUCCCUGUAUCUGACGCUGCUGGCCGAACAGGAAUGGGGCCUGAAGCUGCCCGAGUGGACCAACGCGUAUUUCCCAGAGAAACUUCAGUUCCUCGCCGAGCAGAGCUACGUGUACAAUGUGUACACACCCGAGAUGCAGAAGAUCAAGGGUGGGCCAUUCCUCAAGAAGAUGUUCGGUGAGAUGCAGCAGAAACGGAACGACACCCUCAAGCCGAGUGCCCGAAAGAUGUUUAUCUACACCGGCCACGACUCGACGGUGGUGAACAUUCUCUCCGCCCUGAAGAUCUGGGAGCGUCAGUUGCCGCGCUACUCGUCAAUGGCAAUCUUCGAGCUGCACAAGAGCAAGGAGACCGGCGAGCACUGGGUGGAGAUCUAUUUCCGCAACGAACCCAAGGCGCAGGCCCAGAAACUGACCGUGCCCGGCUGCGAGUUCAAAUGUCCGCUGGACAAGUUGCUGCAGCUGGCCAGGGAUGUGGUGCCCACGGAGCUGGAUGACAAUCGGUGCGACUCCCGCAACGAGGCAUUCACGGAGCCACCGCUGCGUGGCCCAUAGAGAGAGUGAUAAAGGUCGAAAGAAUUCUUACAGGUGCUACACAUCUCAGGGAGUGGGACAUGCCAGUCCUGCCAGUAAGCCUCAAAUAACUAGUUAAGUCAGUCGUUGUCAUUUAGCCUAAGCCUAAUAAAUGUGUAAAGGUUCA
Drosophila obscura is the source of this 1419-nucleotide messenger RNA. RefSeq names its product venom acid phosphatase Acph-1. The record is from RefSeq and is a predicted model, not a curated record. Lineage: Eukaryota; Metazoa; Arthropoda; Insecta; Diptera; Drosophilidae. Gene Ontology annotation, molecular function: phosphatase activity. The transcript has 5 exons. Bases 60 to 1274 code for a protein of 404 amino acids. Gene Ontology annotation, biological process: dephosphorylation.